Messenger RNA from Phlebotomus argentipes, 1750 nucleotides. RefSeq names its product 3 beta-hydroxysteroid dehydrogenase/Delta 5-->4-isomerase type 4. The coding region runs from base 158 to 1321 and encodes 387 amino acids. The transcript has 5 exons. Gene Ontology annotation, molecular function: 3-beta-hydroxy-Delta5-steroid dehydrogenase (NAD+) activity. Lineage: Eukaryota; Metazoa; Arthropoda; Insecta; Diptera; Psychodidae. Gene Ontology annotation, biological process: steroid biosynthetic process. The record is from RefSeq and is a predicted model, not a curated record.
GAGAGAGAGAGACAUUUUUUCCUCUUGCCUGCCUCACAAUUUCCAUCAAAUGUAAUUUCUCAAUCUAAUUUAUUUUAUUCUUUUCAUUCACUCUGCUUUUCCUCUCCAUCCUCGUGAAUUAUCAUCGUGGGUGCCUUUAAAAAUAGAGGCCACGAGCAUGACAGUGAAGAAGAAAAGCUCCGAAAUUGUCCUAAUUGUGGGCGGCAGCGGCUUCCUGGGGCAGCACCUCGUGAAGCAGCUCAUCGAGGAGGAGGACAGUGUCCAGGAAAUCCGUGUGCUGGACCUUAAGCCAUACGAGAACAGACUGAAUCACGGUGCAUCGAAGAAAAUUACCACGUUCAUCGGAGACAUUUGCGAUGUGGAUAUGAAAUGGGAAAUGGCAUUUGAGGGUGUUGACUGUGUCUUUCACUGCGCUGCCUACAUUAAUUUUCAAUAUCCUCCCAAUGUAACUGAAUUAGAACGUGUGAAUGUGGAUGGCACGAGGAAUGUUGUGAAGCUGUGCGUGAAGCAUCGCGUGCCCAGGCUAGUUUUCACCAGCACUUCGGCUGUGACUCUGGUGCCCUACAUGGGCAGCACCUUCGCCGUGAUCCUGAACCAAACUGAGGGCAAAGCCAGGGUACCAGAGGACGAGAGGGAAUUUAUCAUUCCAGGCUAUUUGGCCUCGAAGUUGAGAGCAGAAAAUGUCGUUCUGGAAGCCAACGGAACUCCUCUCAGAGACUCAAAUGAAAUUUUAAGAACUGUUGCCCUGCGGCCCACAAUUCUAUACGGCGAGUGCGAUGAGAGGUUCUUCCCUCUGCUAAUGCGAAUUGGUGUUCGCUUUGGGGGCCAGAUUCCGCGGAUAGCGGGCGUGGGAGGAAAGCAGCAACUCACGUACGUGGGCAAUGCCGCGUGGGCUCACAUUUGUGCCAAGAGAGCCCUGGGUGAUGCCUUUGCCAGGCAAAAGAUCUCCGGAUUGCCUAUAUUCAUUACUGACGACACUCCGAUCGAGGACACCAUUCGCUUCUGUCAACGAAUAUCCAAGUCGCUGCCCAAGGAAGCGAAGCUACGGCCCACGUGGUGGUCCUUGCCAGGAUUCCUCACGUACUUUCUCGCAUGGAUGCUGGAGUUACUGGUUUUGAUCGUGCUGAAGCCACUUUUUGGACUCUCACUGCCUUUCCCGCCUCGCGGCCUCAUCGCCUAUUCCUCAUCCAUAAUGAUGUAUUGCAGGUUGAGGGCCAGCAUUCACCUAGACUACGAGCCGCCCUACAAUGAGGCGCAGUGCAUUCAGAACAGCGCCAGUUGGUAUGAAAGACACCGCCGCGAGUUGAUCGGCGACAAAUGAGCUGAAAUCCGCCUCGUCAUCGCACAUUUCCGCUCCUCACGUACCACCAUUCGAAUCCCAUCAAAAGUGCCAGGAUAUUGGCAGUGACACCUCACACUCGUCAUUAAACUCCAUUAAAGAUUAACGACUUUUGGGGAAUGCGCCUCGCGACGCGGGCCCGUGGAACAGGCGGCAAUAUGCAGGGGUAAAAGUAAAUUAAAUAAAUUAUUUCCCGUUUCUAAUGAAACUCUUGCCAGUUGUGUUUACUCCCUGUCCCAUCGAUAUUUGAUUUGACGAAUGUAGUGUUUUAUUGGGACGUAGGAAAAAAGUGUGUACAUAGUUUGGGGUGGCAAAUCAGGGGGUUGCAGACACAGAUCCCAAUCAGAAAUAUUCUUUUAUUAAUACUCCAUGAAAAAUUAUGUAUAUUAUAUUGGAAUAAAAUAUUAUAAA